AUGGAAAAAACAAAAGGACCCACACCCAGCAAGAAAGCUGCAGCCAUGCGUGCAGCCAACUUGCAAAAAGCUGCAGCUCCAAGUCCUGCAACAUCGGAUGGCCAGCCUGUACAACAGGCCAAAUCUACUGCCUACAAGAAUCAAGUUUGGAUGGCAGAAAAGAGUACUAAUCGGAAACGUGCUGCAUCCAACAAUGCCAAAUCAGAACACAUCAAGAUGCCUCAAAUUGUGACAUCUGACGUGAAGUCCAACACCAAGGUUGUGUCUGCGUCUGAACUGUUUGACUCAGACAAUGACAUUGGUGCAUUAAGUGGCGAGUCUGACGAGCAUGGCACCGGUGACGACUCGGAUGACAAUUUAGAUGUGUCCGAUGAUGAUCUCAAAUCCCUCAAGGCGGACAAAAAGAAACUGAAAGAAGUACUGGAUCUUGAACAACCUCAAUUUGUAAAUUGUGCACGGUCCAAGAGCACUGGCUCUGAAUUUACUGAAGACACAAGUGAUACGCUUGUGACUGCCUCAAAUCUGAAACUUGUGCGAAUGCGCGAGGAGGAUUGGCCUUUGAGCAGCUGGAUUAUUUAUAGUACAUCAGGCAAGGUUAACCUAACAGAUCAGCAGGCCCGUAUGCAGGACAUGCUGCGCGCUUCUAUCACCCGCAUCCUCGAGUACCUUGUGUUCGAAAAUGCAUAUCCUGACUUGGAGCAUUGGUGGAAGAUUACGGGAGACAUUUUGCUCACAUGCACCGACGAUCAACCUGAAUUUGAGGCUGUCAGGUCACGACUAAUGAAGGAUGCGAAAUAUCCCAAAGGUCGUAUCAGCCAUUUCCGGAACAAUGGUCUCAUCAAAGGCGCUGACAUGAAGGUCACUGACCUCUUGAAAAAAAAAAUGUUCAUAUAUCCUGUCAACAGUAAGGAUGAACCGAUUCGAAGCAAGCCGUACCAGGCACCUGCCAUCCUGGACACCAUAGCGGAGGCCUUUUUUGUUGACGACACAAGUGUCGGAGUUAAAUUUCAUGAGAAAUUGGUGUCGACUGUCGAGGAUCGUCCGGAUGAGAGGGAGCUUCCAGUUGCUAUGGUUGCUCUCACAGGAACAGCGGUGCGCAGCGUCAUCAUGCAAUAUUCAUCUGAAAAAUACGACCGUGAUUUUAAUUGUGAAUUAUAUAGUGGGAUCUACAAAACACUCAUAGGUAUCCUGAACGGUAUCUUUGACACUAGUGAGCGCAAGUACCACGUACUGAUGCAUUCUGUCUAUAAAACUGUCUAUGGCUCCAAGGCCAAUGUGGUGUGCAAUCUUGAGACAGACGAGGCGUUGAUGUUCCUUGACAUUGAUGCAAUGCCAGAGUUGGAGGAGUAG
Messenger RNA from Suillus discolor, 1350 nucleotides. RefSeq lists its product as uncharacterized. Bases 1 to 1350 code for a protein of 449 amino acids. The record is from RefSeq and is a predicted model, not a curated record. NCBI's taxonomy places the organism in Eukaryota, Fungi, Basidiomycota, Agaricomycetes, Boletales, Suillaceae. The transcript is spliced from 9 exons.